Molecule: messenger RNA, 2650 nt
Organism: Pocillopora meandrina
Lineage: Eukaryota; Metazoa; Cnidaria; Anthozoa; Scleractinia; Pocilloporidae
Source: the annotation of a GenBank genome assembly
AAACUUUUCCUCAAAAUUAGUUUUCAUGAUCGUUACAUGAAGUUUAUUUCUUUUUAUGUUGUUUACUGGCGAAGAGCGUGAGGAACCGAAGAAAAAAUCUGUUGUCAAAACAGCACUUUUAGCCAUCUCAGUGAGUCACAAAUUCUAACCUAAGGUAAAUUUAAGCUGAUUAGCAUCCGUUUCUGGAGAGUUAGGAUAGUGCUGAGUGUUUCUCGGUGCAACGCCGUAAGCAAAAGAACUUUUGAUUCCGAAAAUCUCUUGAAGUGCCUAAUCCAACAAAAAUCAACGAAUUUACGAUCGAAAUCAAUCGAUUGAGUUCGAUUACUGAAUGUUUCUUUGGUUACGCUAGGUAAAAAUAUUUAGAAUACUUGGAGUUAGGUCAACUCGUUUUCAGUGUUUCUAUGACUAAUUUAUGAAUAUUAAGUAUAGAGAAAGCGCCUUGAUGAACAGGUUGGAGUGUAUUCCCUUGUUAUCCAUCAGGAUGGCCGAGUGGUUUGCCAUUCACAACCAGUUUUGGUAAAAUUUCCGCACAGCCCAUACUACAUUGUGCAUUCAGUUCUUGGAUAGAGAAAACAAUGACAAAAACAAUACAUUGCCAUUGGGAAAACAGAUUUGUUUUACAAUAGUAUGGGGCUGUGCGGAAAUUUUACCCCAGUUUUUUAUGUAAUAUAUUGCCUCUGGAUAAUUAUGAAUAUGAGAGGGCAAGGGCUCGAGGACUUCACCGUGAUUUGAGUAUUAAGCAUACUCUUUCAAAAGGUUAAACACUGCCCCCUCCCCCUCCCCCCUCACCAUAACCAUUACCACCACUACUCUCCUCUCAGUCUUAAUUAGCCCCUUAAAUGAAUGCACUUGUUCACAUAGGCUCAUUGUAAAUUCAGCUCAAAUCAGGCAGAACAAGCUAAAAAGGGGACCAUUUAGGGUUUUCUAGAGUGAAUGAAGGUCUGCUGACAACAGCUGAUCAGUGUUAAUUGCUAAGCUUCUUUUUCUUCUCCAUGUCAAAUUCUACCUCAUUUCUGGGAAGAUUAUUCCAUUCAUCAUAAUCCAAUAUAUUGCAAUCUAUAAAUGAUAAUCAUAGUGUGUUCUUUAUCUGCUUAGAGACAUCAUGUUUGAAGAAGCAGUUGCUCAUAUUUUCAGAGGAUUUACAGAUAUUGUAUCUGGUCUGCACAUGUCAGCAUUGCAUACACCAUCAUUUUUAGACAUUGCCAAGUACUUGAUUAUCUUCCUGGUUGGUCCUAUGACUGCAGUGAUUGCCUAUGAUCAAUUCUUUCCCAUCUUUGAAGGAGUAAAUCUUUAUUUAGUAAUAGUUAUUUGCACACUAAUUCUACUUGUGACUCCAGCAUUGUUAUUUGGUUUCUUUCAUUAUUUUGGUGGGCAUUGGUUACUUAAUUGGCAUAUGAAAAAGACUUCGAGAUAUUUAGAUUUUUGCAGAAUGCCAAGGGAGUAUAUAGCAUCACUGUUGCCUAAAGAUACUUGGAAAUGGCAAUAUAGACUGGUAGGAAGCUCUGCAGAUCAUGGAUUUGGAUUUUUCCCUUUGCUGAACUUAAAUUCUGGGAUACUCCCAUGGUCAAAUCCAAUAAUUGUGCAAGACGUGGAUGUGAAUGUGUUCUAUAAGCCAUUACAUAUCAGCAUGGACCAGUUAAUUCCCACAAUGCCAGGUUAUUGCCAAGUUGUCAUUGAUGGAUUUAUCGAAGAUGCAUUUUUGAAGGAUUGUAUUGUGAAAGGAGGAAAACAAUCUUUUCUUUCUGGAAGACUGGUUUCACAGAAAAUUGGAACAGAAUUUUUGGAUGGGAAUAUUGAAUUUAAUUAUCCAGCAAUAACAUUCAAAACAAUUUUGGAUGGCCCUUGGGGAAAGUUUAGGUUUGAUUGUGAUGUUGUCUUUGCAGUCAAGAUCCAUGACUCUGCUGCAGUAUUUUACGAUUGGUGCUGGCGAGUGGAGGACACUUUCCCACUGCAGCUGCUUGACAGAAUCAGAACUGGGGGAUGCUAUGUGGUUCACAAGCAUUGUGCAGGGAAUCACUUAUGCCAUGACUUUGAUUGGCGAAUUACAUUUGCACAGGCUGAGUCUGAACUCUUUGAGUAUCAUUCUGACAAGGCAGCCUUGAAACUGUGUUAUGCAAUUAUCAAAUUUGCAGUAAAGCAAUUUAGCCAUGUAAAAAAGAGAAAUUACCCUGCUUUAAAAUCCUAUCAUUUGAAGACAGUUAUCUUGUGGAUUGCAGAGCAAAGUAAAAAACUUCCCUAUGAUAUGUUUACAAUUGACAAUAACAAAACAUUAGGAGGACUUUUACUCCAUAUCAUUUCAACAUAUAGACAACAUAUUUUUCAAGGACAUUUAGAGCACUAUUUCAUGAAAAAUAUCAAUAUAUUGGAGCCCUAUGGAGUUGAAGAGUGUACUGCAGCAAUGCAACUGUUAGAUGAGUUCAAAAUGAAGCCUCUGGCUAUAGUUUCCAAUUUUGACAAUUGCAACAUGAGCCGCUGGAAGUUUGAUCAGUUUUUUAUCAUCAGUCUCCUUGUUGUAGUGGCGUGCCAAUGGUUUAACUUUUACUACUCAAAUGUGGGAAUAAUAUUUGAGCCUGUAAGUGUUGUCAAACAAAUUUACUGGAUAUGUGGUGUAUUUGGCAUCAUACUAAUUAUAAAAAUACUUCUGGAUUGA